GCGCUGGCAAUACCUGGUGGCUGAUGUGCAGGAAUCAUUUUUACGGGGGUUUGUUUUGUAGUAGCGGAUUUUUUGUUUCAAUUCGGUUGGUGUUAAUCGCCCUUAGUUAGAUAAUAUUUAUAGUUUCAACAGAGAUCAACAGUGUCCCAAUCAGGAACCAAUUUCCGCCAGCAGCAGCAGCAGCAGCAGCAUCAGCGACACAAUGCAACGCACCCGACCGUCGACAAACGUGACGCUCUACGUCUGCAUCGUGGUCCUCCUGUUGGUCUCGAUUGCAAUUGACGAUGUGGAGGCAAGACGUGGCCGUGCUCGAGGCCGCACGAAAUCUAGGAUGCAAAUCGGUCUACCAAUAACGGGCAAAUAUCGCGAUCCGGAGUCUGAUCAGUACUACAACAACAACAACGGGGCCAAAAUUACGCUUGCAUCACACUUUGACUAUGAAUACGUGCUGGGCCACAAGAUUGCCUUCCUGUGCGUUGCCCGCGGUACACCCCGGCCGACCAUUACCUGGUUUAAGGACGGUGUUGAAAUAUUCAGCCAUCUUUAUCUGCAUGUCCACGAGUGGUACAUUGGCAAGGAUAAGGUAAAAUCGAAGAUCGAGAUCGAUCCCGCCACGCAGAUGGAUGCGGGCGUGUACGAGUGUACGGCCGACAACAUGUACUCGAUCGACCGGAGGAGCUUCAAGACCGAUUUCUCGAUCGCGUUCGAUUAGUCGGCUGCUGCGGCAAGGCUGCAAUCGCAGAUACACCUCCCCCCACAACACAUCACUAGCUGUUAAACUUCUUACUAAAGAAGGGUAGACUAAAUAAAGGAAGAUACUACGUUGAUAUAUACAUA
Messenger RNA from Anopheles gambiae (African malaria mosquito), 837 nucleotides. Its product is annotated as immunoglobulin domain-containing protein oig-4. The transcript is spliced from 5 exons. Bases 203 to 712 code for a protein of 169 amino acids. NCBI's taxonomy places the organism in Eukaryota, Metazoa, Arthropoda, Insecta, Diptera, Culicidae. The record is from RefSeq and is a predicted model, not a curated record.